AUGCACUCCAUCGUCAAACCCAUCUCCUUCCUGCUCAUCGCAUCAGCAGUCCUUGUUAACGCUCAAGAUGCGGUAGUCGGCCAAAAUUUAGCAGCCAGCAGUGACAGCGGAUCAUGCGCGUCACAAUCGAUCGUCGAUACAUGCGUCAACGUCAUGAGAGGCACACUCGAAAAGUGCACCGACAACGACUGGGACUGCAAGUGCUCAGGGAGUGCCAAUAUUGCCAAUUGCUACGAGGACUGUCCCGAUGACCCGGCACGCUUUUCAGCCAUGUUAGUGAGCGAACAGGACUGUGCGACUGCGAAUGCUUACGACAAGGGUGAAUCAUCCGUUGCGGCGACAUGGACUACCCCCGGCCCCAAUACUGUGACGGCAACUCCUACAGAUACCGCGAUUAGCACCACUACCAGUACUGCUGAGCCCACAGAUUCAUUGCAGGCAGAAAAGGAUGCCAGUCCCUCUAAGGGAGCUGCGCCCAUACAGUCUGCUGGUAGUUGGUUGGCGUUGUUGGGACUGGGAGUUGGGAUCAUGAUAUAA
This is a messenger RNA of Penicillium pulvis, 537 nucleotides long. Its product is annotated as GPI anchored serine-threonine rich protein. The record is from RefSeq and is a predicted model, not a curated record. The transcript has 3 exons. NCBI's taxonomy places the organism in Eukaryota, Fungi, Ascomycota, Eurotiomycetes, Eurotiales, Aspergillaceae. Bases 1 to 537 code for a protein of 178 amino acids.